Molecule: messenger RNA, 1710 nt
Organism: Aspergillus puulaauensis
Lineage: Eukaryota; Fungi; Ascomycota; Eurotiomycetes; Eurotiales; Aspergillaceae
Product: amino acid permease
Exons: 3
Coding region: 1-1710 (569 amino acids)
Biological process (GO): transmembrane transport
Cellular component (GO): membrane
Molecular function (GO): transmembrane transporter activity
Source: RefSeq, a predicted model, not a curated record
AUGUCAGUUGUAGGCAAGAUGAAGGCCGCGUCAGAUGCGUUGAAGUACGACGAUGCGGAGCAUGACCCUGUUACCUCCGUCCUGCGCAAUGGAGACGUCCCUGAUUUCGACGACUCGAUGGACGCCGACGAGCGGGUUAUUACGGCUCUUGGAUACAAACAGGAAUUCAAACGCGAGUUCUCGCUAUGGACUACGUUCUGUGUCAGCUUUGCGGUAUUGGGACUGCUCCCUUCGUUUGCCAGCACAAUAUACUACGGUAUGGGAUAUGCAGGAACCGCUGGGAUGGUUUGGGGCUGGAUUAUAGCCAUGAUAUUCAUCCAAUGUGUUGCAAUGGCCAUGGCAGAACUAUGCUCCGCCAUGCCUACAAGCGGAGGGUUGUACUACGCUGCCGCGGUACUUGCGCCUCCAGGAUACGGGCCUUAUGCGGCGUGGAUCACUGGAUGGUCCAACUGGAUUGGCCAGAUUACUGCUGCUCCAUCGGUAGACUAUGCUCUCUCCGCGAUGAUUCUCGCUGCGGGAUCCAUUCAGAGCCCGGGUUAUGUUCCCACAAGUUGGCAGACGUUUCUUCUCACGGCCCUCAUCAUGGUAGUCCACGCUGUUAUCAGCAGUAUGCCAACAAAAUGGGUGGCGGUGUUUAACUCCUGGGGCUCGACUUUCAACAUGCUUGCACUGGUUGCUGUCAUCAUCGCCAUUCCUGCAGGAACCAUAAACUCGCCGAAGUUCACACCUUCUAAAGAAGUGUGGGGAACAAUUACCAACAUGACUGACUACCCCGAUGGAGUUGCAGUCCUGAUGACAUUUGUAGGAGUUAUUUGGACAAUGUCUGGCUAUGACUCUCCCUUCCAUCUCAGUGAAGAGUGCUCCAACGCAAAUAUCGCGUCUCCACGCGCAAUCGUUAUGACGUCGGGAGCCGGUGGGCUCAUGGGUUGGUUCUUACAAUUGGUUGUAGCCUACACCGUGGUAGACAUUGAUGCCGUGCUAAACUCAGAUCUCGGGCAGCCAUGGGCAUCAUAUCUCUUCCAAGUCAUGUCACGGGAAGGUGCGCUUUCGAUUCUCUCACUAACAAUUAUAUGUGGCUUUUCUAUGGGCCAAGGAUGUAUGGUAGCGGCAUCUCGUGUCACGUACGCGUACGCUCGUGAUGACUGCUUCCCCCUUUCGAAGUACUGGAAGCAAGUCAACGAUACCACCAAGACCCCGGUAAAUGCCGUCAUUUUAAACGCGGUCUUGGGGAUCCUGAUGUGUCUUCUAUUAUUCGCCGGCGACGUUGCUAUCGGUGCUCUUUUCUCCAUUGGAGCUAUUGCACAAUUCGUUGCCUUUGCUAUACCCAUUGCAAUCCGCGUUUUCUUCGUCGGCAACCGCUUUCGCAGAGGUCCGUGGCACUUAGGACCAUUCGGCCCGUGGAUCGGUGGGUUUGGAGUAGGGUUCGUUUUUCUUAUGGUGCCUAUCCUGUGCCUACCAGCUGACACGGGUUCAAACUUGACGCCGGACUUGAUGAAUUGGACUUGCUUGGUUUGGGGAGGACCGAUGCUCGCUGUGAGCAUUUGGUGGAUAGUUGAUGCACACAAAUGGUUCAAGGGGCCGAAGGUCAACGUGGAGCAUGCUAUACAUGGAAAUGUAAUUGAUAUUAUUGACGGAGAGCAGCAGCAAAAUGCUGGUAGACUGUCUGAUGCAUCGGCAGCUGGGUCGGGCCAUUCAUCACCCAAACUUUAG